Molecule: messenger RNA, 2109 nt
Organism: Oryzias melastigma (Indian medaka)
Lineage: Eukaryota; Metazoa; Chordata; Actinopteri; Beloniformes; Adrianichthyidae
Product: cytochrome P450 2K1
Exons: 9
Coding region: 280-1785 (501 amino acids)
Biological process (GO): xenobiotic metabolic process
Cellular component (GO): intracellular membrane-bounded organelle; cytoplasm
Molecular function (GO): iron ion binding; heme binding; oxidoreductase activity, acting on paired donors, with incorporation or reduction of molecular oxygen, reduced flavin or flavoprotein as one donor, and incorporation of one atom of oxygen
Source: RefSeq, a predicted model, not a curated record
GAAGAAGUAACAUGAUACACUAAAAGAUUGUAAAAAAAAUGUAUAUAUAUAUUUGUGUUUUUACAUAUCUAGUAAUUUAAAAAAUGUAAAACACUCAAAAACACAGCUCUAUUUUGCAAGUUCAGAAUGCAUUUACGUACAGUUAAACCUGGGUCAUCUGCCAAGAUUUAUGUUUAUUUUACAUGUCUAAACUCCUCCCUUAUACUGGACUUUGCUUGAUUGAUUCUAUACUUAACCUGAGAAAAAAAUAUCCCAACAAGCGUAUUUUCUUCUGCAGUCAUGGGGGUUGUUGAUAUGCUUCUCCCCUCCUUCAAUCCGGCAUCCCUGUUGGGCGCUGCGGUGCUCCUACUCUUUGUCUUUCUUUAUUCUCACAACAGGACCAGUUCCCCAAAACACAGACAGGAACCACCAGGACCAACACCAAUUCCCAUUCUUGGCAACCUGCAUCAGCUGGACCUGAAGAGACCUGAUCAAACAUUCAUGAAGUUUGCCAAGACCUAUGGGUCUGUGUUCACUGUUUACAUGGGCCCUAGAAAAACAGUGGUCCUGACGGGGUACAAGACGAUAAAGGAGGCAUUGGUUAACUACGCCGAAGAAUUUGGGGAGCGGGAAGCACCAACAGUGGCGAAGGAAGCACACUUAGAUUAUGGUGUUGCUUGGGCAAACGGAGACUCCUGGAGAGAAAUGAGGCGCUUUGCUUUGUCAAAUCUCCGGGAUUUUGGAAUGGGCAAAAGAGCAUGUGAGGACAAAAUCCUCAUGGAAUGUCAAUCUCUUAUGAAGGAAAUCAGCAAGUUCCAAGGCGAAGCUUUUGAUUCAACCUUGAUCAUAAACUCUGCUGUGUGUAACGUGAUCUGUUCCAUGGUCUACGGCACACAUUUUGAAUAUGAUGAUCCAGAGUUUAGAACCAUUUUGAGCCGAACGAUGAAAGGAAUUCAGCUUCUUGGCUCGCCUGGUGUACAGUUGCACAACCUGUUUCCAAGGAUGGGCAAACUGUUCCUGUCUGCCAGUAAACAAAUUAAUCAAAUAUUCAUUGCCAAUAAAAAAUAUCACUUGAAGUUGCUGAAGGAGACCUUCACUCCACACGCAUGCAAAUCUAUUGCAGAUGCCUUUCAGCUGCGCCAGCAAGAGGAAGCGGAAGAUCCGCACAGCCACUUUCACAAUGCAAACAUUUUGGUGACUAUUAUGAACCUGUUUACUGCUGGAACUGAAACGACAGCAGCCACACUGAGAUGGGCUCUUCUCUUUAUGGCAAAGUAUCCAAAAAUACAAGACCAGGUUCAGGAGGAGCUGAACAGAGUGAUGGAAGGCCGUCAAGUUAAGGUUGAGGACAGAAAGAACCUGCCUUUCACAGAUGCCGUCAUCCAUGAGACGCAGAGAAAGGCCAACAUUAUACCUUUGUCCCUUCUACACAGAACAAGCCAAGACGUCACCUUUAAGGGCUAUUUCAUUGAAAAGGGCACAACAGUGAUACCAGUCUUGACAUCUGUUCUUCAUGACGAGAAUGAGUGGGAGAAGCCAAACAUCUUCUAUCCUGCCCACUUCCUUAGCAAAGAUGGAAAGUUCCUCAAGCGUGACGCCUUCAUGCCCUUUUCAGCAGGGCGGAGGCUUUGUCUUGGAGAGGGUCUGGCUAGGAUGGAGCUCUUCCUGUUCUUCUCCACCCUCCUCCAACACUUUCGAAUAACUCCUCCUCCUGGAGUUUCAGAGGAAGAACUAGACCUGACUCCACUUCCAGGAGGCACUCUCAGUCCUCAACCACAUAAACUGUGUUUGGUUUCACUAAAGUAAUGGGACAUUUUAGAUGGAAUUUAUGCAUUUUAUGUUUCGUUCUUUGACUUUAUAUUUCACCAACCUCUGACCUUUGUGUGCAGCUCUAUGUAGCUCGGGAAUCACAAGAUUUAGUUUAUUCUUUGUCAGAAUACUGACUUUUUAGACUAUGGUGGUAGAACAUUUUUGUCUACUGUGUUCAUGGCAUCAUCAUCUGCCCAGUAACAGAGCUUUUUUUAUGCUACUGCUUAAAAAGCUGAAGGACGGCAGAGAAUCUGCCGGCUUUCUCUGUGCAUCUUUCCAGUAUCUUUGUAUCUUUUUUUUACUCUGUUGAAUAAAUACUCU